This is a messenger RNA of Hydra vulgaris (swiftwater hydra), 2213 nucleotides long. The record is from RefSeq and is a predicted model, not a curated record. NCBI's taxonomy places the organism in Eukaryota, Metazoa, Cnidaria, Hydrozoa, Anthoathecata, Hydridae.
CAUAAAUUUUUUUGAAUUCAGAAACCCAAUUAUUAUUAAUCACCUUGAGUAGAAUGUUUUCUUUUACGUAAAACAUAACUCCUCAACUCGUUUAUUCAUUUAUUUCUUAACUUAUUUUCUUUAUUUAUUAGUCUCGCUUAUUAAUUUCGUUAAUUUGGCACCCAAAAUAACAUAUGCUAGUUUCUAAAUAGUAAUUGGAACUUGUGUAACCUUAACACUUAAAGCAAAAUAAAGUUAAGAUAUAGCAAAAAAUGUGAAAAAUUGCUAAUAUGCUUGUAGGUAUUUUAAAAAUUGAUUGAUUUGUCUAAGUAGCUAAACUAUUUAGGCUCCUAAUAUCUGUCGAAUGAUUCAUGGUAUUAUACGCCGCUUCGGUGUAACGACUGUAGUCAGAUCAAAAGUAAAAAGGCUUAGACUUAAAAUUAUAGAAAGUAACUACUGACUGGCGUCAAUAAACUAUUUUCAGAAAAUCUGAUUGCGACACAAGGCAAAUUGUCAGGCAACCCCCACUGGGAUCGCGACCGGGAACCGCUGAUAUAUAGACCCCUUAAUUUUGUGAAACAAAUGCGCAUGCGCGCGUCUUAAGCAGUCAAAACAAAUUGAUUUUAGAGCUAAACAGUAAAUAUUAAUUAGCGUUUUUUAAUAAUAUAAGAGUAAAAGGUUGAAUUUAUACAAAGUUUUUUUAAUAAUCAUUUAUAUUUAUAAAAUAAUAUGCCUGAUGUGUGUUGUGCCUAUGGAUGUACAAAUAGAAGAACAUUAGCUAAUGCUCAUUUGAGCUUUUAUCGAAUACCAGCUAAUAAAUCUGAAUUUAGUGCUAACAGAAGAGAAAAAUAGGUUGCAGCAAUUAAAAGAGAAAAAUGGAACGUAAAAAAAAUAAAUAAUGCUCGUUUGUGUAGUGCUCAUUUUACUACAGGGAAAAUAUCUGAUGAUCCCUGUCAUAUUGAUUAUGUUCCAACUGUAUUUUCUUUUAAAAAGACUCAUGGAAAACAAAUUAAAGCUUCUUUAGAACGAUAUGAGCGAUCAAAAAAAAGGCAGCAAACUCUUUCUAGUAAUGAGACUAUAUUAUCAAUUCACAAACUUGGAUCAUUUAACGAGACAGAAAUUAUUGAGUUGAUUGAAGGGGACUGUAUAAAUUGUCCUUCAGAAAACGAGAUAACCCAAAGAGCUGUUGAAAAAAGCACACAAACUGAAGUAUUUGUAACAAAAGAAAAAUAACUAGGACGAACUUUGAGAAAAAAGAUAUUUGAAAUACAAAAAUUGAAGCAAAAGUUACAAAUUUGUCAAAGACAAUUAAAGUUUACAAAAGAAAAGAUAAUUGACUAUAUUAAUAUUAAAGAAAAAGCAUUAAACUUUUAAACUGGAAUUACCAAACCAGCUUUGUUUGAAUGGGUUUUGCAAGAAGUUAAAUCUUGUGUUAAACCUAUUGUUAAAACCUAUUGUUAAUGUCCUUAGAAAACCAUUUAUUAAUUGUAUUAAUGAAGUUAAGACUUGGACAUAAAAAUAAAGAUUUAGCUUUGAGAUUUAACAUUAGUGAAGGAGUCAUAUCAAAAAUAUUUCGCCUAUGGAUAAAACAAUUAGCCAAUGUAUUGUGCAAUUUAAUUGUGUGGCCUAAACGAGCUGCUAUAAGAGAAAACUUGCCAUGUUGUUUUACAAACUUUAAAAAUUUUGUAUGUUUAAUGGACUGCACUGAAAUAUUUAUACAAAGGCCACAUAACUUAACAGCUAGGGCUCAAACCUACUCUACCUAUAAAUCACGCAAUACCAUUAAAUAUUUAAUUGGAAUAACACCAGCUGGUGCUGUAAGUUUUUUAUCAUCUGGAUGGGGUGAUCGAGCAUUAGACAAACUGAUCUCAAUUCAGCCAGGUUUUUUAAAUAAAGUUUGUUACGGAGAUUGUAUUUUAGCUGAUAGAGGAUUUUUAGUGGAAGAAGAAUUAGCAACAAGAGGAGCUUUUUUAAUAAUACAAGCAUUUACAAAAAGUAAAAAUCAAAUGGGUGUAAAAGACAUUGGUUUAUCUCGUCAAACUACUCGUGUGGGAAUCCAUAUAGAGAGGGUUAUUGGGCGUUUAAAAAAAUAUCAACUAAUAGCAUCAACUAUACCUGUAAGCCAGGUUGAUUUACUUGAUAGUAUAAUGAUUUCAGUAGCUAGACUUAUAAAUUUAAAUAAAAGUGUAGUACAGAAAUAAAAAAUGUCUAAUAAUAAAAUUUUUAUUUUCAAA